AUGCAUCUGUACACGUUUGGUGGCCUGCUCGCUGCGCUGGCCAGUGUGCAACCCAGCCUCGGCGCAAACUUCACCUAUAAUGACACCGACUUCCUACUCAAUGGCGAGCCCUUCAAAAUAAUCGGCGGCCAGAUGGACGCCCAGCGCGUGCCGUGGCAAGAAUGGGACUCACGCCUGGCGUUUGCGCGCGCCAUGGGCCUGAACACCAUCAGCACGUAUGUCUACUGGAACCAGAUCGAGGACCAACCGGGCCAGUACAUCACCAACGGCAGCAACAACUUUGCCGCCUACGCUGAAAAGGCGCAGGAUGCUGGCCUGCAGGUCGUCUUGCGCGUGGGACCCUACAUUUGUGGCGAGCACGAAUGGGGUGGGUUCCCAGCCUGGUUGAACAAUAUCGACAAUAUGACGGUGCGCUCGAACAACCCGCAGUUCCUGGAGAGGACUCAGUCGUGGCUCAACUGGCUGGGCGACUGGCUGGAUCCGCUGAUGAUCAACAACGGCGGCCCGAUUAUCAUGGUUCAGGUUGAGAAUGAGUACGGGUUUUAUGAUAGUGACCACACGUAUACGAGUGCGCUUGCUGCGCAGUUUGAGAGUGCUUUUACCGGCGGUGCUAUCUUGUAUACCAACGAUGGGCCGGAUGCUCUGGAGGCUGGCGCCAUUCCCAACAUCCUGGCCGAGACCGAUGGUAGCACGAUAGACGGCCCGAAGGCUAGAGCAAAGGAUGGUAUGAAGGGACCGAACAUGGACGGCGAAUAUUACAUCACCUGGCUCGAUCAAUGGGGCCAGCCUCACCAGUCGAUUGUCGGAAACACGGAGCGAAUCGCCAGUAUCCAAGCUGACCUGGCUGCUGCCCUGGACAACAAUACAUCUUUCAGCCUCUACAUGUUCAACGGCGGCACCAAUUUUGGUUUCCAAAACGGUGCCGACUGGGGCAACUCGACCCUGCCGAUCACGACCAGUUACGACUAUGGCGCUCCUCUGGACGAGUCUGGCCGGCCCACUGAUAUCUACUAUGCCCUGCGUGAGGCGCUCGGAAACUAUACUUCUGAUCUUCCAGACGUUCCGGACAUUGACCCGAUGAUUAACAUCUCCUCAAUCGACGUGAAGCCUGCGUUUUACCUCUUCGACGCCCUGCCCACCCCGCAGACCAUGGACACCCCGGUUAACAUGGAGCAGCUGAACCAGUGGUAUGGAUUUACUUUGUAUCGAUACAACGUCAGCGACUCUGUCAGCGGCCUGUUGACGCCUGGCGUAGCCGCCAAGGACCGGAUUAUCGUGUACGUGAAUGGGGAGCGACAGGGCGUGAUUGACAGUUUGUAUCCGGCCGGCGAGCAGCAAAACGUCACUCUCGAUUUGAAAGCCGGUGACACUCUGGAUCUGCUGAGCGAGAACCUGGGCCGUAUCAAUUUCGGCAGCUUGAUUACGUCCCAGACAAAGGGCGUUAUCGGCGACGUCAAGGUCAGCGACACGGUACUUAGCGGCUGGGACGUGUAUACUCUACCGCUAGAAAGCGGACUUGACAAGCCUUCUGGCGCGUCAGCACCAGGCAAUGUUUCCUCGGCUGAUAGCCCCAUCUUCUACACGGGCACCUUUGACGUGUCCACCCCCGGUGACACAUUCUUGGAACUGCCCGGCUGGACCAAGGGCGUCAUCUGGGUGAACGGCAACAACCUGGGCCGUUUCUGGACGAUCGGUCCGCAACAAUCGUACUUUUUGCCGGGAGCGUGGCUGGAGAAGACGAAGAAUACGAUUCUAAUUCUGAAUUUGGAGCCGAGUGGCAGCGAGGGGACGGUCAAUGGUGUCACGAACCGCACAUGGGCAGUGCAGCCGGAUCCGGAUGCUCCUUGA
Talaromyces rugulosus is the source of this 1848-nucleotide messenger RNA. RefSeq lists its product as uncharacterized. The transcript has a single exon. Lineage: Eukaryota; Fungi; Ascomycota; Eurotiomycetes; Eurotiales; Trichocomaceae. Gene Ontology annotation, biological process: carbohydrate metabolic process. Gene Ontology annotation, molecular function: beta-galactosidase activity. The coding region runs from base 1 to 1848 and encodes 615 amino acids. The record is from RefSeq and is a predicted model, not a curated record. Gene Ontology annotation, cellular component: vacuole.